This is a messenger RNA of Ilyonectria robusta, 1371 nucleotides long. RefSeq lists its product as uncharacterized. Gene Ontology annotation, molecular function: transmembrane transporter activity. The record is from RefSeq and is a predicted model, not a curated record. Gene Ontology annotation, biological process: transmembrane transport. Lineage: Eukaryota; Fungi; Ascomycota; Sordariomycetes; Hypocreales; Nectriaceae. Gene Ontology annotation, cellular component: membrane. The coding region runs from base 1 to 1371 and encodes 456 amino acids. The transcript has 8 exons.
AUGGCCUCUAAUCCUACCUCCAAACUCUCAGAACAGUCUCUAACCUACGUUAUUUCCUUCUGUGCAUUCUUGGUAUCAGUUGGCAUCAACUUUACCCGCGUCCCUAUCAUCUAUUCAUUCCGGUUAAUCAUUUGCGAUGAAUACUAUCACCAUCACCCGCCAUACACCGGGGAAGGGGACAUGUACAAUAUUAGUGAGAUCGAAGCCUCGACUGCCAAAGCCGUGUCUGUCCUGGGUGCUACAGUCACAAUUAAUGGUUCAACAAUUGGUAGGCCCCACCAUCCGUCUUGGUUGCCAGUUGUUCGGAGGUGCAGUCAGAGUCGGCGGUGGCACAGGCAUAAUGCUUGUCCAGGCCUCACAGCUCUUGGGUGUGGUGGGAGGCUCAACCGGCUAUGUGAGCCGACGGGUAUCCGAAGUUUGGUCUUGACGACUUUUAUGUCGCGCGUGGUUUCCUCGUCGCAACAGACAAUGGCAUUUGGCCGCCUUCAUGGGGCCAUCAUGUUCGGAACUGCCGUGGCAUAUCUUGCUGGAGGCAUUGUCAGUGACUAUUCAGGCAUAGGUGCAGCUUUUAUAAGUGCCUGUGCCGUGAUGCUGGGCUCUAUUCUAUACGUCAUCGUUGCCCUGCCAAAGCUUCCACUCAUUACCAACGAAUCGAGCGCGGAAUCGGGGAGCAUCCUCGCCAAGAUCACCAAACCUUUUCGGUCUUUGCUUAAAACAAACGUUGGCAACUCCGAUACUCAGACUUACCAACGUCCACUUCUUGUCUUGGGUGUUUUUUGCGGCGUGCUAGCCACAGGGUUUAUACCCAUCUUGCUACAAAUGUAUUCCACCAAUAUGUUCGGAUUUACAUCACAGGAAAAUGGUUAUUUGAUGGCCCUAACAUUCGGUGUGCGAAGCAUCUUCCUCACUCUGGGCUUCCCCGUCAUUAUUGACGCUGGCCGACGCUGGUUUUCGCCAAAACCAAGAGCACAGCGAAGUGAUGGUGCGAUAGUCAAACCUAACGAAGAAGAUGAAUCAACACCAUUGCUAGAGUCUGCAAACUCUCCACUGAAAAAGCCUGCAAAGACUCAGUUCGAUCUCUGGUUCCUGACGGCGAGUUUCUUCGCCGAUGCAUUCUUGACAGCCGGUUCAGCAUACUGCCAGAAAGGAUGGCACUUAUACAUAGGCAUGUUCCUUCCCCUAACUGGUAUCCAAUCGGCGCCAAACACUGACCGUUUCACCUAUAUAGCGGCUGCAUUGCUGCCCUUGGCUUCAGGGUCUGCCCCGGCCGCGAAAGGUGUUGUGGUUUCACUUUGUGAACAUGAAGAACGAACAGAUGCAUUGGCAGGAAUCGCCAUGGUCGAGAUGCUGGCCACUGUACUACACAAGUAA